Molecule: messenger RNA, 5730 nt
Organism: Brienomyrus brachyistius
Lineage: Eukaryota; Metazoa; Chordata; Actinopteri; Osteoglossiformes; Mormyridae
Product: nuclear receptor-interacting protein 1-like
Exons: 1
Coding region: 515-3880 (1121 amino acids)
Biological process (GO): regulation of transcription by RNA polymerase II
Cellular component (GO): nucleus
Molecular function (GO): transcription coregulator activity; signaling receptor binding
Source: RefSeq, a predicted model, not a curated record
AGAAAGCAGACCUCCUUUGUGAAGCAGAUCCUGUUGAUCUCCUGUUUUCUUCGGGUUUUGUUGCUAAUCUUGUCAAAAUUCCAGCUUCUUUGAUGCAUGUGGAGUCACAGCGUGCAGAUCUGCGGUUCUGAUAUUUCAUCUUCUGCUUCCUCUUGUUCUAGGUCCUCCUCUGCCCCUGGAGGGUGUCAGAAUAGACAGAGAGGGUGUCAUUCAUCUGACAGAGAUCCCCCCCCCCCCCCCCAACACUGUCACAGGACGUAUUAAGACGGCCUGGAUGAUCAUCUAACUGCUGCUGGAAGAAGAGGGCCCUCCCUGCCUCCAAGGAUGGAGAAGGCGUGCCCUUGAGAGUCGUGACCCACACCUGACCUCUUCUGCCAUUCUGUCUGGGAUAAGACACGCACCCCCGCUCCCCGUGACCGGCGGCCCACCCUGAGGGCCGGACAGGUUUCGCCUGUGAGCUGGUGUGAUUUUUUCCAAGUCCCGCCUGACGGCUCGAGCGAUCCUGACGUCGAACAUGACUCAUGGGGGGGAGCCUGGCUCAGAGACGCACCAGGAUUCAGCUGUUCUAACAUAUCUGGAAGGUUUACUGAUGCAUCAGGUGGCUGGCCGGCCAAGCGGUGCCGCAGCCGCGCAAAGGCCUGAGGCCAGGCCUGGCGGCCAGGAUCAGGUCGACAGGGCGGCCAGGGCCCCGCCACCCCCCCAUAGCCCCGCCCAGCAGGACAAGAGGCCGUCUCCCGGGGGGCCUCCGCGGCAUUUCAAGAAGGCCCGACUGCUCCGGUCUGAGGCCUGGAGGGAACCGGAAGGUCAAGCACUGCGGAUUCCCACCGGGGGCACCAAUGAGCAGGGUAUGGCCCCCAGGGGUGGGGCGGUAGACAGCUCCGCUCAGGGGGAGAGCACUUUGCUGGCUUCGCUGCUGCAGUCCUUCGGCUCACGGCUUCACGGCGCUGCCGUCACACAGCAGGUCACGCGGGACCUGAAAGAAUCGGAGCCCAAGCGGGAGCUGAAGGAGCCGGACCAUAAAGUGCCGGAACCAAAACGGCCAGAUGCCAAGCAUCAGGAGCCUCAGGCGAACAAGGAGGACCCCCGCUGCUGUGGGACAGCGUCUGGUCGCCUGAAGAGUCUGAUGAGGAGGAGCCGAACACAGAAUCACGGCGAUGUGCCUUACCGCCGGCGGACAGCCCAUGAGAGUCCGCCGCAGGACACCCCGCGCCUCCCCAGCUCUGACUCCUGCGCCGCGCGUCUGAAAGCCGUGGCUGGCCUGGCAAAGGUUCGGUCCAGCCCAGCAUCCUCGCCCAGGCCCAGUGUGGCCUGUAGUCAGCUGGCCCUGCUGCUGUCCAGCGAGGCGCACCUUCAGCAGUACUCCCGGGAGCAGGCAAUGAAGGCCCAGCUGUCCAGCCGGGCGGCCAGUGAGCGGCUUGCCGCCAUGGCCACGCAGAAGGAUAAGCACGGGCAGCCUCAGCUGACCCCAGAUGCCAUAAGCUCCUUAAAUGCUCAACACAGAGCACACCCUCAUCUGCCCCUAGACUCCCAUAAACAAAAUCCAUCCCCAGUUCCAGGACAGAGCCGGCUUCAUGGCUCUCCCCGGAAUUCUCUCGCUGCCCGAGACAAGCGGCCGCUGAGCAAGCAUAGCGCCCGGCCCUCGCAGACCUGCAGCAGCUUGCUUUUGCUUCUUCUGAACAACCACAACAGCAGUAAUGGCCACCCAGUGAGAGAAGACAACACCCUUCCUGUCCAAAGAUCCCCACUGCCGUCAGAUGGAGAGUUUUCCAACCAGGAGAAUGGCAACGCUAAGGAGAACAGUGACGCAGAGAGCUCCUACUCCUGCUGUUCUCCUAUCGACCUCUCUGUCAAAAGCAGGAGCACCGGGCCUGUGCUUGGCUCAUCCUCUUCCUCCUCCCUGGACAAGCUCACAGAGUCCUUGAUAAAGAAGUGGAAGCCGGAGACGUCGGGGUCAGAGACGGAGGAGCUUAAAAUGAGGCGAGAGGUGAGAUCCCCGCAGAAAGUCACGCUCCUGCAAUUACUGCAAGAUCGUAAGAAUGCAGAGCGGCCAAGCGGGAUCGCGGAGCGGCCAAGCGGGAUCGCGGAGCGGCCAAGCGGGAUCGCGGAGCAUCCUUCAGAGUUUCAGCGUGACGUAAUUCCUAAGCUCAGCAACGUGCCUAAAGGACGGUUUACGCCAACGACUCUCAGCGAGCGGUCGGUGACACAGAGUCCUGCCAAUGGGCUGCCUGAUAGGAACUUUCAGUCCUCGUCCACAUUUCCCAGUGGGCAAGACUCCAGUGGCGCUGCGUCUCCAUAUCGCCUUUACGCUUCUCCUCAUAUUCAGUCUACCCCCCUGGACUUGUGUAAGUCCAAGUCCCACCCAGGCGAAAGUGCCCAAGAGCCCGCUUUUAGUGCCAGUAAACUUCUGCAGAACUUAGCGCAGUGCGGAGUGCAGAAUGCCGCCCCUUCUCCACCACAUGCCGCUCCUAUGCCCCCCAGUAAAAGGUUGUGUAGGGGACUGGAAAUCAAAGCGGAUAAGACACUGCCGGAAAGACUUCCCGCGCCAGUUCAGCAGAACCAGUCCCCCAUGUUAGAUGGGCCCCAGGAGAACCACAGACCUCACAUGCGGGGCCUGUCUUCGCCAGUGUCAGAGAUCGAGAAUCUUCUUGAGAGGAGAACGGUCUUGCAGCUCCUCCUGGGAAACGGCACCAGCAAAGACAAACCAGGCUGCAAGGUUAGCAGAGAGUUCGUGACAGACUCUUAUGAAAAGCAGUCUGAAAAAGUCACUACCUGUGAUCGCUUCAAUGGACCUUCCCCGGAUGUAAAGAUCAAAGUUGAGCCAGAAGAUGAAGGUCAACUAUCUGAUGAUGCUAGAGGGGUUGAGAGGUCCUGUAAUGAGAAUGCCAGGCGUUGCCUAGACUCUGUUCCGCAGCAGGACGUCAAAUCCGAGCCAGCUCCUACCGAGUCCGUCCCCAGGGAUGGUCUCCUCAGCCAGCUCUUAAAACAGCAGCCAAGAAACCACCAAGCAAAUGCACAAGCAGAUGUGAGUGUGGGGAAUGCAAACGAGGAACGGCAGGAGCAUCAAGGACUUGUAAUCCCUAAGAAACGGAGGAUCUGCUUGGAGCUGGAGAGUCGCUUGAGCAGCGAUUCCACCCAAAUGUCAGCGGGCAAAGCCACCCAAAAAGGUACCGUUGCCAUGGGUGACCGCCCGGCUUCUAGGAUGCCAGAGUGGAGUAGCGUCAGACAGACGAAAAAUCCGCAGCUAGCUGAUCUUCCUGCCGGUUGUCUUGGUAGCGAAUCCCCACCAAAAGGUGGCCGGACCUUCAAUGUGUUGAAGCAGCUGCUGCUCUCAGACAACUGCCUGAGGGACUUAGCUCAGCCUGGGGGCACCUCCAGCCCCCCCGCCUUGUUGACCCACUGCAAGACCAAUGGGAGUAUGUCACUGGGUCUUUCUCAUGAUUCCAGCAGCUCAAAGUGGAACCUUGGUGUGCCGGGGCUGGGACCUUCUGAACUCAAAGGAACAAUUCUUGAUUCACCUUGGGGCUACCCAGGUGCACGCCAGGAGAAAACAAACCCCGUUCCCUUUAACAAAGAGAGCGAGAGACCCAUUCAGGGGGUGAUUAGCAGGAAAGAUAAACAGGACUCGGACUUUGACUCUCCAAGACUUACAAAGUCUAACCCCAUCUUGUAUUACAUGCUUCAGAAGGGCAACGCUCAUCUCGCAAGAGAGGUACGAGACCUCGGGGCAGAGGAGCAUCGUGAGGUUCAGGUGAAGGAUGAAUCUGAGGUGGAUGUGAAAGACUAUGACCACAAACUGAACUUAAAAUGUCACUUGAAGACGCACGACGAACAGCGAGGAGAAGAAGGCGGGCAGCUCAAUGGAUCUCUGGAGAAAUGCUGACUCUUCAGCGCAAGGGCAUGCGAUUUAACUACUCGGGACUUGAAGGUCCCGGUGUCUUUGGGUUUUGUAAUGCGUUUGCUUUGCUUACUAGUUUCGUUUAAGCAUGUUUAAGAUGGGAGUAUGUUUGGGUCAGUUAAGUGCAUCGCAAAUGCGACUAACAGAAUUAACACAAACCUGAAUGAUUGUUUUGUUUGUAGUAUUUUAACCUAUUUAUAAUCUGCAUCUUGGUUCCUGUUUUGAAAACCAGAGAUGUCUGGUGGGGUUAAAAUGAAAAGAUUUAUGCACAAAAUAAAAUAAUUAUGGGAAAACUCACCCACACUAGAUGAGUUCAGAAACAUCUACGCAGAGGCUUUGGAAUUAUCCUAGACUUAUGAGGUUAUUUGUAAAAGGGCCCCUACAUCACGUCGUACUUUUCUGAGCCUGUUGAUACUUUGGGAAAAAAACACACUGAGUUUCAAUCCGAAAAGGCAGUGCUGCUUCAGUCAGUCCAGUCUUCACCCCCCACCCCCCCCCACCCCCGUGUUCAUCCAGGGAUUCACUCUACAAAUAGGUUUUGUGCAGAUACCGGGAAUUAAAUAUUCUCGGAAACCUCGGGAAUUUGAGAGUGACCUGGGCAAGCAGGACCAAGCAACAGCCAAUCUAACGUCAAAUCAGGGAUACACUGAUGCUACCCAGCCGUUGUCGUUCACCUUAGCAGCUCGCAAAAAGACAUGUAUCGCUGACACACGCUCUGAGAGCCUUUUCUGCAGAAGGAUCCAUGUGGGUCUUUGUCUGAACAGAGAGGGUCUCUAAAUGUUGGUAUUUAGCAGGGCUUAGGUGUCAGCUAAAGGUCAGUUCACGGAGAAGCAGCCGGUUCCCGUACACAGAGCUUCAUUUGGUGCUUCACUUUGGAGAUUUAUCUUAUGGUGUAGUGAGUUUUCCCAACAGUUACGGGAGAGAUUUAUGUUUCGAUGUCGUGAUGAGCUGGUUUUAGAUGAUGUUACGUACGGCUUUCGUUGAUACUUCGGUGAUGUUUUUUUUUGCUGUGUAUAUUGAAAUUCAGCAGUGCCAAAUCUUGAAAAAAUGUAACGUUAAUGUAUUUGUGAGGAAGAGAUAUGGGGAUUGAGAUGCGAGUUGCUGGGUCGUAUCACAGCAGAAACUGCUUUUAGGUCCAUUUUCGGCAGGAAACGUCAAAUCGAUGUCAGGCCUGAGAUUAGGGAAUGCCUGUUUCUGGGGAAAAUACAAAUAUGCCGUCACCACCUGGUAUGGUUAGAUGUGGAAGCAUCUUGUUAUGUCCGGAGGCUGGGACCACUUCUGAAGAGCAGAUCCCUGUGCCGGGCUCAUGGGCUUGGGACAGGAGUGGAGAGCAGCAGCUCUAAUGGAACCUUCUCUUUAUUCCUGAGCAAAUGCUUUAAUUAUAUAUGUUAUAUAUGCUUAACUUAUAUACGUUUCGCCAAUAUGCACAGCAGGAUGAGUCACAGAAGCAGUUUGCCCUACUAACAAGUAUCACAGCAGGAUUAAUCCUAACGUUAAUCCUGAGUCUGAACCCUUAACCUAUUAGCUACGAGGUCCGUUUGUACGAGGUCCGUUUGUGAACCACUAGGCGACCGCCCGCCCUGGCUGUGAUUACUGUUUAUCGGAUCAGUGUUUUUCCAGUGUAGAAUCGAAGAAGCAUGUUGAUCAGACUGUCCUGUCAUGAACAUGACAUUUUAAAAGAUUUCAGUGUGACAUAUGUAUAUUUUUUCAGUAUUAAUGUACAUGUCCUCUAUUUACAGUCGAUGUUUCGAUGAGUGGUUUAAAAUGUAUGUAAAUAGGUCUUUCGUUAAAAAAAAAAAACUAUUUUGUACCGUUCACAAAAAAAAAAGACGACA